This is a messenger RNA of Daldinia loculata, 543 nucleotides long. RefSeq lists its product as uncharacterized. Bases 129 to 458 code for a protein of 109 amino acids. The transcript has a single exon. Lineage: Eukaryota; Fungi; Ascomycota; Sordariomycetes; Xylariales; Hypoxylaceae. The record is from RefSeq and is a predicted model, not a curated record.
ACUACCUAGAACCGAAUCCCACUCCGGACAGCGAACUUCACCAACUGUUAAACCCCCUCUUCUGUUCUUAAUGUUAGGGUUGGGAUGAUAUUGAACUCCAUAAGUUAGGAUCUUGCAUUCAAACCCGGAUGUCUGUUGAAGAGCUUUCACGGAAUUCCCAGUGCUUGAUCUGUCAGGCCGCCUUAGCAGUGUUUAACAUUCGCCGGCACACCCUCAACACCUUACAGUCCUGGCCGGAUUCUCGCAUCCUUAUCGAAGUUCUAGGCCCACUAUACCUAGACACUGGGUAUUCUAAUCAGCGCGAGCUUGAUUUAUCUAAUCCGAAUAGCAUUCCUAUCCGAUUGUUUCUUAGGCUUACUGUUAGAGUCUCAAAAGAUGACUCCGAAGUUACAAGGAGUAAUCGUCCAACAAACUUUCUUCACAGCAACCCCAUAAUUUUGCUUGUACUAUUCUCUUAACAAUACUUCAACCUUAUGUAAAAUUGAGGAAUGGGCCGUGCCCUUGUUUAAUGUAUCGGUUAUUAGGAACUGGAUUCGAGGGUGC